AAAAGGGCUGUGAGGCGUGUGGCAGGGCUGGACUAAGAGCACCUUGAUGGCUACUUCCCAAUGCGAUGAUUAGAAAGAGCCCGACCGACAUUCACAUUGACCAUGACAAAGGAAGACAACCGUAUACAACUUCUCUCCGACUCCCUUUCUCUCCUACAAAACCUCGAGUCUGCUGCUCCCCUACCUGCAUCUCUAUCGUCGACCUUUCAAGGUCUUCUUGUCCGAAGCUCGAAAGCUACCUGCAGCUCCCACGAGACGAGCAUCCAGCACAACGCCGACUGAUCCUCACACCCGGCGCUCUUCGCGGCAGACCUAAUAAUCUCUCUAUAUUUCGCAAAUAUGGUGGAACACAUUGACAAUGACACACGGGGCUGGAUUAUGUGUGUCGUCAGUGGCAUCGCAUGUGUCCUGGGAGCCAGCAUAAUAUGCGUCGAUGUCUUAAUACGGUAUAUACCGAGCAUGAGGAAUUUCAAAAUACAGGAAAGCGGUGCAUUCCUUGCUGCGUCCAUGAGCUUAAGUUUUGGCGUUAUGCUCUUUUCCGCCUUGUAUAGCAUGUUACCCUCCUCGAAGAAGUACUUGAUACUGAGCGGUUUCACUCCUUCAGCUGCUGCAUGGAUAUUACUUGCUGGGUUCUUGGGUGGCUUUGUAGGAAUCCAGAUUGUCUCGAGGUUUCUGCAUCAUUACAUGCCUUCUCAUGCUGUGGGAUGCGACCAUACCCACGAAGAAGGUCACCAUGACCACGAUCACAGCCAUACUAAUGGCAAGGGGCAUUCGCAUGCAGCCCAUGGUGGCAUCAAUGGGCACGCACAUGAGUCAACACCUUUACUAUCGGCACAGAAUGAAACAAGUUCGAAGCUCUCCCCACACCGACAUGGACAAGGUUUCGGAGGCGAUGGUGCAUCGCAGAGUCGAGGUAAGAAGGCAUCAAAGGAUAAAAAGAACAAGAAGUCCGGCGAUGAUGACACGAAAUCUGACAAGCGGAGACCAUCAAUGGUCGAAGUUCAAAAGAGGGUUAUGUCGUUUGUGAAAGACACCAAACCGAAUUGCGAUUCUACUGGCCCAUGUUUUGGUUAUACGGAUCCGUGUGGGCAGGGUUGUUUUAAGUUCAACGUCAAUUCGAGGCGGUCUACCAUUCCAUCCCGUAUAUCAUCUUCCACGUCUUUGGCUGCGGCUCCAGAAAUAGAAGUCGUGCCGGCAUGUAGCGCCAGCAGAACAUCUAAGCCGCACGUACACUUGCACGAGGAAGACGACGAAGCUUGCGAAUCAGACGAUGAAGACCUCGAGGCACAACAUCAUCAUCACGUACCGGAAAACGAGUUCCUUAGCAUAGGUCUUCAGACUUCCAUUGCCAUUGCUCUUCACAAAUUGCCAGAAGGGUUUAUUACUUACGCUACCAACCAUGCGAACCCAUCGCUAGGAUUUUCGGUCUUCAUGGCCUUGUUCGUCCACAACAUCACCGAAGGCUUCGCCUUGGCGCUUCCCCUAUUCCUCGCUUUGAACUCUCGCUUACGAGCAAUGUUCUGGGCAUCGUUGCUAGGAGGGGUUUCGCAACCAUUAGGAGCAGGAAUUGCAGCAGCAUGGUUUAAGAUCGCCGGCCGUGAAGGCCACGCACCCGGCCACGCUGUAUACGGAACGAUGUUUGCUAUCACGGCUGGCAUUAUGACGAGCGUUGCCCUCCAACUCUUUGUCGAGGGUUUGAGUUUGAAUCAUAACCGUAACCUGUGUAUUGCAUUUGGGUUUAUUGGAAUGGGCAUCAUGGGCACGAGUAAUGCGCUCACUUCAUAACAUAGCCUUUGAGUUUGGAAAGGCUGGAGCUGGAUUGGACGUGUGACUGUAUUAUGAAUCAUGAGUCAUGAGCACUUUGGGAGGCGUUCAGACCCUCUAGAGUAUUGGGUAUAGGCUCUGGCGUUAUAGCGGGUACAUUAUUAGAUGGCUUGUUGGGUUUAAAAUGUGAAUACAGCUCUGUUGUUGGCUUUGCUAGCCAACCAUGAUUGUAUUCAUGUCUGCUUGAUCGCUCGCUAACAGUGCGAAAUGCUCGUGAGAAUUUAUGCAUUCUAUGGC
Messenger RNA from Mollisia scopiformis, 2061 nucleotides. RefSeq names its product Zip-domain-containing protein. Gene Ontology annotation, cellular component: membrane. Gene Ontology annotation, biological process: zinc ion transmembrane transport. Gene Ontology annotation, molecular function: zinc ion transmembrane transporter activity. The record is from RefSeq and is a predicted model, not a curated record. The transcript is spliced from 3 exons. NCBI's taxonomy places the organism in Eukaryota, Fungi, Ascomycota, Leotiomycetes, Helotiales, Mollisiaceae. Bases 340 to 1785 code for a protein of 481 amino acids.